AGCAAGAGGAGUCAAAGCGCUGGGCCGGGGGUUUCUAGAACAGAGCGCAAGGAGUGGGGCUGGCAGCGCGGCGGGGGGGAAGGGGAGUGACGUUUGUGCCGCGUGAAGGGUAAUUUUCCUAAGAGGGAGGCAGCUCGUGGCGUCUCCUUAAUGAAGGGGCGGGCGGCCUGUCAGGGAAUUAACCUAACAGAUGGGGGCUGAGUGGCUAUAAAGGGGGGCUGGCCCCCCAUGGACUCUCAGGGAGCGAGAUUGUACAGAGACGGGAGAAGAUCAGGGAAUGAGACAGGAGAAAGAGCCAGGCUGAGCCAGAGAAAGUGAAGGGCAAAGCCAAAGAGAGGGAAGGAAGAGGCCCAAGGCAGGAGAAGCAGAGAGGGCCGAGGAAAAAGGAGAGAAGGUGGAAGAGAAUAGGGAAGAGCCAAAGAAAGGAAGAGGGGAUGGAGGCAGGAGAGGAAGAAGCCUAGAGGAGAGGGCAGGGAGCCAGCCUCAUGGAAGGGGGGCCAGAGCGAGCCCACUUCUCUGGGAAGGAGGAGCGGAGGGCAGGACAGAGGGUCUGUGUGCCCGACUGUGGGGAAGGCUCCCAGGGUGCCAGGCCGGCGUGCGCUGGCUGCGGGGGGAAGAUCAGAGGCCCCUUCCUGCUCCGUGUGGCGCCCGACACAGAGUGGCACGUGGGCUGCCUCCGCUGCAGCUGCUGCCGGCUCAGCCUGGCCCACAGCCCCACCUGCUUCCUGCGCGACGGCAGCGUUUACUGCCGAGCCGACUAUCUCAGGCUCUUCUCCAUGAGAUGCGCCCGCUGCCAGGAGACCUUGCUGCCCUCUGACCUGGUGUUGCGGGCACGAGGGGCUGUAUAUCACCAGGCCUGCUUCCGCUGCUCCCGCUGCCAACGCCGGCUGCUGCCCGGCGAGCAGUUCGCUCUGUGGCAGGACGGGUUGUACUGCCCCAUGCACCAGUGGCCUGGGCAGGAAGGGGUGGGGCCGGAGAGGCCAGUAUCAGCAUGGACCAAGUGGCACCGGUCAGCGAUGGGCUCGAGCGUCCCCGGGGCCCAGGGCGGCUCAGGGAAGCUGGCCCGCGUCCGCACCGUCCUGAACGAGCGGCAGCUCCAGGCCCUGAGCGCCUGCUAUGCGGCCAACCCUCGCCCCGACGCCGGGCUGAAGGAGCAGCUGGUGCGGCUGACCGGCCUCAGCUCCCGCGUCAUCCGGGUCUGGUUCCAGAACAAGCGCUGCAAGGACAAGAAGCGGAACCUCAUGAGCCAGCGGCAGCUGCCACCCCUGAGCCUGCAGGGUGCCGUGGGGACCCGGAUGGUGGCCGCCAGCCCGCAGCCCCAGGACGAGGCGUAUGCGUGGAGCCCGGUGGAGGUUCAGAGGGGCAGGCCCUUGUGGCAGCUGGUGAGCUGCACUGAGGAGGCAGGUUUCUCCCAGCUGCUGCGGCUGAUGGACCCCGAGCAGCGCAGCUGGGUGGGCUCCGUUCUCCGCUAG
This is a messenger RNA of Chelonia mydas (Green sea turtle), 1472 nucleotides long. Its product is annotated as insulin gene enhancer protein ISL-1-like. The coding region runs from base 486 to 1472 and encodes 328 amino acids. The transcript has 5 exons. Gene Ontology annotation, molecular function: cis-regulatory region sequence-specific DNA binding; DNA-binding transcription factor activity, RNA polymerase II-specific. Gene Ontology annotation, biological process: axonogenesis; neuron fate specification; positive regulation of transcription by RNA polymerase II. Lineage: Eukaryota; Metazoa; Chordata; Testudines; Cheloniidae. Gene Ontology annotation, cellular component: nucleus. The record is from RefSeq and is a predicted model, not a curated record.